Messenger RNA from Lycium barbarum (goji berry), 2744 nucleotides. Its product is annotated as protein SIEVE ELEMENT OCCLUSION B-like. NCBI's taxonomy places the organism in Eukaryota, Viridiplantae, Streptophyta, Magnoliopsida, Solanales, Solanaceae. Gene Ontology annotation, biological process: phloem development. The transcript is spliced from 8 exons. The coding region runs from base 67 to 2478 and encodes 803 amino acids. The record is from RefSeq and is a predicted model, not a curated record.
CAAUUUUUAACUACACUUGCCUCUUAAACCCUUUCUAAAACCCUACAUUUUUUUUUCUCCCUUGAAAUGGAAAAGGAUGACAUGAGUGUUAAACCAUUGACUGAAAAGAGAGCCAUGAACCACCCAGUGGCUACAAACCCAAUGAAUAAUAUGUCAAGUGGAUCAACUGCUGUUGCUGCCAAUAGGAUGCACCCAAUGAGUCAUGAUACUGGCCAUCAUGCAAGUACUGGACAUCACAUCAACCCUUUGAAUGCCCAUGUGAUGAAUCAUGCUGUGGUCAAACCAGUGAGUCAUGACAUGGUACCGGCAACUGCUCACCAUACACCAAUCAAUCCAAGGACUUCAAAUCUAGCCGCAGCUAAGCUUCAUCACAGGAUAGGUGAUCAUCAUCUGUUCUUGACAUCUGAUGAUAAUGCAAUGAUGAAGCACAUUGAAGAAACUCACGUCCCUGAUGGCCGUGACUUUGAUGUCAGGCCUCUUGUCCAUAUUAUUGAGGAAAUUGUGCAUCGUGCCACUCCCGUUGCUGGCCGUGUUCAUGGAGCUAAAGUUCAAGCACAUCUGGAAGCAUUGGAAGAGAAGGCCAUUCCCCAUAGUGGACUUACUGAAAUACUCAACUAUUUGGCAUAUCCUAUACAUAGAAUUUCUAUGGAGAUAAUAUGCAAAUGUGCUAACAAAGAAGAUGCGCACACAAUAACAAUGUCACUGCUUCACUCGCUCACAACUUACUCCUGGGAUACAAAAGUAGCAAUAGCAUUUGCGGCUUUCGCCCAACAAUAUGGUGAAUUUGGGCUGCUUGUUCAUCAAUAUCCCACAAAUCCACUGGCCAAGUCCGUUGCGAUCAUCAUGGAACUUCCAGAAAUCAUGGAGCGACACGAUGUUCUCAAGCAGAAAUUCGAUGCAAUUCAUGAUCUGAUCGACAAAAUGUUGGAUGUCACGAAGUGUAUUAUCGAGUUUAGAGACAUUCAAACAUCUCAUCAGCAAUAUGCUGUCACACAAGAAUUGGAAAUGUUGAUUAAUACAGCCCAUAUUUCCACUGCUGCUUACUGGACUAUAAGGGCUGCUGUUAUGUGUGCAGCCAUGGUUUUGAACCUCAUUGCCAUCGGCCACGAGUAUAUAUCCUCAACAUCCGAGUCGUGGGAGAUAUCUAGUUUGGCUCACAAGCUUGCAAACAUAUUGGAUCACCUAAGAAAGGUUCUUAACCUUUGUUACCAAAAGAUUGAGGAGAAGAGGCAACAUGAUGCAUUUGAAGCACUUCUGCGACUUCUGAGGACACCCCACAUUGAUAACAUGAAGAUACUCUCAAUCUUGAUUUAUUCCAAGGAUGACCAGCUCCCACUUUUUGAUGGAACGCAUAAGAGAAGGGUAAGUCUUGAUGUGCUUAGGAAGAAGUAUGUUUUACUUUUUCUCUCCGACCUAGACAUUGCACCGGAAGAGCUCUUUAUUCUCCACCACAUGUACGCUGAAUCUAAGACGCAACCAAACAGACCAGAGAGCAACUACGAGAUUGUAUGGAUCCCUGUGGUUGACAAGAGACUAACUCCAUGGACUGAAGCAAAACAAAUGAAGUUUGAAGAAGUACAAGAGUCAAUGCCAUGGUACUCAGUGGCACAUCCUUCUAUGAUUGAUCCAGCAGUCAUUAGGUGCAUUAAAGAGGUGUGGGGAUUCAAUAAAAAGCCUCAGCUUGUUGUUCUUGAUCCUCAAGGGAAAGAAGCAAACAACAAUGCUUAUCAUAUGUUGUGGAUUUGGGGAAGUUUGGCUUUUCCUUUUACCAAAGCUAGGGAAGAAGCACUGUGGAAGGAACAAACUUGGAAUAUUGAACUGUUAGCUGACUCCAUUGAUCAAAACAUUUUCACUUGGAUUAGCGAAGGCAAAUGCAUAUGCUUGUACGGAGGAGAAGACAUCAAAUGGAUCAGGGAGUUCACAACUGCAACGCGGGCUGUUGCAAAUGCAGCCCGCGUCCCACUAGAGAUGCUCUACGUGGGGAAAAGAAACCCAAAAGAAAGAGUCCGCAAGAACAGCGAGAUAAUCCGAGUCGAAAACCUAAGCGACGUGGUGCAAGACCAGACCCUCAUUUGGUUCUUCUGGGAAAGGCUAGAAAGCAUGUGGCACUCCAGGACCCAACAAGACAUCCCGGGUGAAACCGACCCGAUCCUUCAGGAAAUUGUAACGAUUCUGAGCUACGACGGAAGUGACCAAGGAUGGGCUGUUUUUAGCCGUGGAUUGGCUGAAAUGACCAAAGGUAAAGGUGACCUGAUAGUGCAGGUUAUGAGGGAAUUUGAUAGAUGGAAAGAUGAAGUGAGUGACAUUACUGCUUUUGUUCCUAUAUUGGACCGUGAACUUCGUGGUCUUCAUAGUCCUCAUCAUUGCACUCGACUUAUUCUGCCGGGUACCACUGGUCAUAUUCCUGAGAGAGUGAUUUGUGCUGAAUGUAGCCGUCCGAUGGAGAAGUUUAUCAUGUACCGCUGCUGCAUUGAAUGAGGAUUAUUUAUGGUGGAUGAUUUGUUUGAGUAAGGAUUGGUGUUUCUUCUAGAGGACUAUAUAUUUGAAUAAAAUUGCACUACUAGUCCUCUAAUGAGUCUUUUAAGUACUAUUGUUCUUACUUUAAUUCACCAGUAUGUCUACAAUAAAAUGCCAUGUACUGGCUUUUUGAUAUACAUGUACUUGUUUUGAGAUUUGAGUGUGUGAUGUAAUGCUCUAGCGUUAUGCAAUAGUGAAAAUUAAUAAACAGCUUUUCCAAUUAUAAA